Molecule: messenger RNA, 2912 nt
Organism: Pelobates fuscus (common spadefoot toad)
Lineage: Eukaryota; Metazoa; Chordata; Amphibia; Anura; Pelobatidae
Gene: NKX3-2
Product: NK3 homeobox 2
Exons: 2
Coding region: 1036-1905 (289 amino acids)
Biological process (GO): regulation of transcription by RNA polymerase II; cell differentiation
Cellular component (GO): nucleus
Molecular function (GO): RNA polymerase II cis-regulatory region sequence-specific DNA binding; DNA-binding transcription factor activity, RNA polymerase II-specific
Source: RefSeq, a predicted model, not a curated record
ACAGCCUGGACACUGCAUGGGACAGCAGACUGCACUCACACAGCUUUCACCUUAAUAUAGGAGCAGCCUGCAUUCUGGAACAGCAUCCACCCUGUCUAGUGAAGAAGCCUGUAUGCUGUAUGCUGUAUGCUGUAUUGAGGAGCAGCCAGCACUCUGCAUGGGACAGCAGCCUGCACUAUCAAACAGCUUUGACCCCAAUAUAGUAGCAGCCUGCACUGUAACAGAAUUCACUCUGUAUAGGGGAGCAGCCUGCACUGGGUGACAAAAUUCAUCCUGUAUAGGGGAGCAGCCUGCACUUGGAUACAGAAUUCGUCCUGUACAGGAGAGCAGCCUGCACUUGGACACAGAGUUCACCCUGUAAAGAGGAGCGGCCUGCACUUGGACACAUAACCAUAACUCACCCUAUAUAAAGGAGCCGCCUGCACUGGGUUACACAAUUCAUCCUAUACGGGGGAGCAGCCUGCACUUGGACACAGAGUUCACCCUACAUAGAUAAACAGCCUGCAGUGGGUUACAGAAUUCACUCUGUAUACGGAAGCAGCCUGCACUGGAUCCAGUUUGGACAAGUUAAUCUAAAUUGCAGAGAGAAUAGCAGACAUUCUAUCUCUGUAUUAAAUUCACCAUAGAACUGACCCAGGACUGUAAGACUGGAUACAAUAUUACUGUACAGAAAGGAGCGACAAGUCCUUCCCUUUACUGGGGAGUAGGAGAGGACAGUGAGCAGGGCUCAGGGGAAGUCUGUGCAGGGAAGCAGGCAGUAUAUAACAUCUGGAGAUCAGAGUGCUGGGGUUUCUCAUCCCUAUGGGGGGCUAUAUUUUUGGCAGGUGAAAGCCCAUCUGUUUUGGAAUUUGGGCCCCUCUUCCUGGGAUCCCUUUCUUCCAGGGGGGUCUGGGUAACUUCAGGCGAAUGCUCUCCAUAGUGUGCUAGACAGGCCCCCCCCCUCCAUUGAUCAAUAACCAGAAGAUAGAUUAUUAGGAUCUUUUUGCAACCAGUCAGGAUCUCACCCCAAAUCUCAGAGGACUUACCUCAACUGAGAUGGCCCUCAGAGGCUCCAGCAAUUUAACCCCUUUCUCCAUCCAGGCCAUCUUGAACAAGAAGGAGGAGAGAGCUGGGACUUACCCCAGGCUGGGGAGACUUGUUCCCACCAGCAGCCCCACUACCCCUUCCUGCUGCUGGAGACUCUUUGGAGAAGUGGACUCAGAAGGACUGGGGUCAUGUGGUGGGGCUCAGGGAGUGGGGGCAGGAGGGGAGCAGGCUGGCUGGGACUCAGACUCAGCUCUCAGUGAGGAAGGAGAGCCUGCAAGGCCUAGGGAGAGCUGCCUGCUGGAGGGUCCAGGGGGGAGGAAGAAGAAGAGGCCUCUGGAGGUCAGACCCAAAGAAGAAGAGGAAGAGGAGACCCCAGGCUGCAGUGACUGUGAGAUGUCAGCCAGUGUCUCAGACCCCAGCCCGCCAGAUGCAGACCCUAAGUGUGAGCAACUGAUGCUGGAGGCCCCCAAGCAGAGGAAGAAGCGCUCCCGGGCCGCCUUCUCCCAUGCCCAGGUCUUCGAGUUGGAGAGACGCUUUAACCACCAACGCUACCUGUCCGGGCCAGAGCGGGCUGACCUGGCCGCCUCCCUCAAGCUCACUGAGACACAGGUCAAAAUCUGGUUCCAGAACCGGCGCUAUAAGACCAAGCGCCGCCAGAUGGCAGCAGAGCUCUUGGCAACAGCCCCAGCGGCCAAGAAGGUGGCAGUCAAGGUGCUGGUGAGGGAUGACCAGAGACAAUACCAGCCUGGAGAAGUCCUCAGACCAUCCCUGGUGCCCCUUCAGCCCCCCUACUACUACCCCUAUUACUGUGCCCUGCCAGGCUGGACGCUCUCUGCAGCCGCUGCCGCAGCAGCUGCCUGUACUGGGGGGACCCCUUGAACUCUGAAAAUGGUAGGGUGGGGGGACUGGUACCCCAAAACCCAAUCAGCCAACAGAAAGUUAUUUAUUUCCCCUACGGUGUUCAAAAGAGAGUUGGGGGGAGAUAUUGCCCCCUAAACACACGGAGACCCAAAUGCAGGUCCUCAAAGCAAAACAGGAAGGAAAAUGCCUUGAAAGUGACAAGCAUGUAACUGUGCAGGCAGCAGGCUGUGUUCAUGGUAUCCAUGUAUUGUCUAAUGCUGUAUAGGUUUUAUAUAAUAUAGUUACAUUAUAUAUUUUUUGAGGUUUUACUUUUACUCCAUGGUUAUUGGACAAGUGAGGGUCCUUAGGAGGCAUCUGCAGAGGUCAUUAUUCAGAAGAUUCUUUAACUUGGAACUUUGGUGAUUUCCAAUGGACUUGUUGUGGUCAGUUUGGAACAUUUAAACUAUGUCUGUAAAAAGUCACUCCAUGACCAAGGGACUGAGCACCCCAUGCCAAUCCUUCAUCUUAAAUCACACAAAGGACCCAGUAUGGAAAAUCCAUACAUUGGAAAUAUAAAUCUGUGUUAUGGACGUUCUAGCACUUUUCCUGACAUAAUAUUGUACUUUUUCUUCAUAUGCAAUGUGAAUAUUUCCUAACAUACCUAUAUGGAUUUCAGGAUGGUCUAAUGCAGGGGUGCCCAAAAGGUAGAUCCCCAGAUGUUGUAGAACUACAACUCCCUUGAUGCUUUGCAUACCUUUAGAAUUCCUUUACGAUGACAAAGCAUCAUGGAAGCUGUGGUUUUAAAGCAUCUGGGGAUCUACCUAUUGGGCACCCCUGGUCUAGUGCCUUUUUCAGAAACCCAAACAAUCACUUUAAAGCUUCUUUCGAUUGCUUAUUAAUAAAUCAUGUCUUCUUUCUAUAACCCGGAUCAUUCUAUCUUACAUUUCACAUGAAUCAGGCACUGUGCACUCAGCUAGAUUAUUUACAAACGGAAUUGUGAAUAUUUUUAAUUUACUGUACUUUUUUUUAAUUUAUAAACUACACUU